AUGGCGCGGGGAGACACCCCGCAGGACAGUUACCACCUGGUCGGGAUCAGCUUCUUCAUCCUGGGCCUGGGCACCCUCCUUCCCUGGAACUUCUUCAUCACCGCCAUCCCGUAUUUCCAAGGGCGGCUGGUAGAGGCCAACAGUACAACUGGAAUUCUGGGUACCAACCACACGGGCCCCACAGAUGCCUUCAACUUCAACAACUGGGUGACGUUGCUGUCCCAGCUGCCUUUGCUGCUCUUCACGUUCCUCAACUCCUUCCUGUACCAGUGUAUUCCAGACACAGUGCGGAUUCUGGGCAGCCUGCUGGUCAUCCUGCUGCUCUUCGCCCUGACAGCAUCACUGGUCAAAGUGGACAUGAGCCCUGCGCCUUUCUUCUCCAUCACCAUGGCCUCCAUCUGGUUCAUCAACUCCUUCGGUGCAAUUCUGCAGGGCAGCCUCUUUGGGCAGCUGGGCACCAUGCCCUCCACCUACAGCACCCUCUUCCUCAGCGGUCAGGGUCUGGCUGGCAUCUUUGCUGCCCUUGCUAUGCUCCUGUCUAUGGCCAGUGGUGUGGAUGCCCAGACCUCUGCCCUGGGGUACUUCAUCACGCCCUGUGUGGGCAUCCUCAUCUCCAUCAUGUGCUACCUGAGCCUCCCUCACCUGGAAUUUGCCCGUUACUACCUGGCCAAGAAGCCGUCCCUGGCCCAAGCCCAUGAACUGGAGACCAAAACUGAACUCCUCCAGGCUGAUGAGAAGAAUGGGACUCUCAACAGUCCCCAGAGGGCAGCCCUGAUGCUGGAUGUUGACCCCGAGAAGGAACCAGAGGAGGUUCAGAAGCCAGGGAAACCUUCUCUCUUAGUUGUCUUCCAGAAGAUCUGGCUGACAGCGCUGUGCCUUGUAUUGGUCUUCACAGUCACUCUGUCCGUCUUCCCCGCCAUCACAGCCAUGGUGACCAGCUCCACUGGUCCUGGGAAGUGGAGUCAGUUCUUCAACCCCAUCUGCUGCUUCCUUCUCUUCAACCUCAUGGACUGGUUGGGGCGCAGUCUGACCUCCUACUUCCUGUGGCCCGAUGAGGACAGCCGGCUGCUGCCUCUGCUGGUCUGCCUGCGCUUCCUGUUUGUGCCGCUCUUCAUGUUGUGCCACGUGCCGGAGAGGUCCCGACUGCCCAUCCUCUUCCCCCAGGACGCCUACUUCAUCACCUUCAUGCUGCUCUUCGCCGUUUCCAACGGCUACCUGGUGUCCCUCAGCAUGUGCCUGGCGCCCAGACAAGUGCUGCCGCAUGAGCGGGAGGUGGCAGGCGCCCUCAUGACUUUCUUCCUGGCCCUGGGCCUCUCCUGUGGAGCCUCCCUCUCCUUCCUCUUCAAGGCUCUGCUCUGA
This is a messenger RNA of Chrysochloris asiatica (Cape golden mole), 1359 nucleotides long. RefSeq names its product solute carrier family 29 (equilibrative nucleoside transporter), member 2 (gene SLC29A2). Bases 1 to 1359 code for a protein of 452 amino acids. Gene Ontology annotation, biological process: guanine transport; hypoxanthine transport; thymine transport. Gene Ontology annotation, cellular component: plasma membrane; basolateral plasma membrane. The transcript is spliced from 12 exons. The record is from RefSeq and is a predicted model, not a curated record. Gene Ontology annotation, molecular function: nucleoside transmembrane transporter activity. NCBI's taxonomy places the organism in Eukaryota, Metazoa, Chordata, Mammalia, Afrosoricida, Chrysochloridae.